Molecule: messenger RNA, 2211 nt
Organism: Penicillium salamii
Lineage: Eukaryota; Fungi; Ascomycota; Eurotiomycetes; Eurotiales; Aspergillaceae
Source: the annotation of a GenBank genome assembly
AUGUCACAGCAUCGAUCUUCGGGUGGUUCCGAUCACAUCCGAACACAAAAACAGAGUCGGAAACGCAAAAGAGUAUCUGUGGCAUGUCGGUCCUGUCGGGUCCGGAAGUCCCGUUGCGAUGGCGCACGGCCGUGUUCGACAUGCCAAGAUAUCGACACAGAGUGCCGAUAUGAGCAGCCGCACAGCCAGGUAGCAAUACCCGACAGCAGUGAGCAGCAAGAGGAGAGUUUGCUUGAGCAGCGAUUAAAGGCAAUAGAAGAAAAGUUGCAAUUAUCUGUGACAGAGAAGCGCGAUGGCCGUGACAUGAAUACUGCCACGUCUAGUACCAUUCAGAAGGAGCGUGAAUCUCCACCCAGCCCCAGAAUGAAAGGUCCGUUGGAUGAAGACGAUGAGGUGGAUGGUAUGGGUGCCGUGGCACUUAAAGAUGGCGCUGAUGAAGAAGAAUAUUUCGGUGCUUCUUCCAAUGUGGCUUUUUUGAGCUUCAUUCAUGCCGUUGUCUAUCCGGCCAACCCGAACAAUUUACCUCUCUCAAACAUGGAUGUCCCUGAUGUCCCUCAGUCAAAUUACGACUCAUUCGAUGCAUUCCUAAUGAGACCCUCGAGUAUAAGCAAUCUACCCGAAUCUCCAAAAAGAACUCGCGUAGAUCCCUUCGCGCUUCCCCCUCAAGCUGAAGCAGACGCUUUGUUGCAUUUGUUUUUCACCACCGUCAAUCUCAUGAUUCCCUGCAUCCAUGAACGCUCUUUCCGGGAAAUGUACAAGAAGCUGCAGAUUGAUGGGAUCCAGAGUGUUCGGAGAUCCUGGCUGGGGACUCUGAAUGUCGUGCUUGCCCUUGCGACAAAUGUCAUGACGGCGACUUCGCCGAAUAUCGAACGGGCUACGAGGGCCAGUGUGUAUUUUGAGAAGGCGAUGGAAUUGGUGAAACCAGAUAUACUGGGGCGUCUUUCAUUGGAAAUGGUGCAAUUAUUCCUUUUGAUGGAAACGUACCUAGAAGGAACAACUUCUUCGUCGCUGACCUGGUCAUUGCAUGGCCUAGCUGUGAAAGGGGCAUAUCAACUCGGUCUACAUGUCGUGGGCUCGAAAGGCACGUCGCAAAUCGACCGGGAAGUGCGCAGGAGGUCAUGGUAUUGGUGUGUGAUCAAUGACCGGUUUCUGAGCGUGGUUUAUGGCCGGCCCCCUUUGAUUCCCUUGUCGCAUGUCAGAUUUGAGGCCAGUCCCUGUUUACCAUUCAGCAAUGUGUCCAAGGGUGUGACUGAGUCCAGCCUGGCUUUCUUUGAUGCUAUGAUGUCGCUUACUCACAUCAUGGGCGACACCGUUAAGUGUCUUUAUGACCAAAAUCUCGGGCUUCGCACCCGUCUCCCAAUGAAUGAAAGCCUCAACCAGAUCUCUAAGCUGCGCUGUGAGCUAGCUCAGUGGCAGGAUAAUCUGCCCUCUUGUUUAAAAAUCGUCACCUCCCAGGACACGCUGGAUGAUGUGCCUUUAACGGUUGGAACCGCAAGACUCCGCGUCCUACUCUCCCUCCGCUUCCUCGGUGCAAGAAUACUCAUCUUACGCCCAAUCCUCAGCCAAUACCUCGAUCUGCCAGGUAGUACAGCCUCAAACCAACACCAAACCGAAUGGCUACGGAAUUCAGGAGCUGUUCUACUGGCAGAUUUAGUCCGCACAUGUGCCGAUAUCCUCCAAACUAGCAAGAAUAUCAUGGCCAGUUCGAGAAAUGAGCAAAAUCUGCUCGGGGCUUGGUGGUUCUCUUGCUAUUAUACUUUCAACUCCUCUCUCGCGAUCUUAGGAAUUCUUCUCAUCAAAAGAAUCCCCAUACACUCCGAACAACUAUCCAGCAUUUCCAUAUCCGACUUGCGGGGUCUACUUGAGACAGCCAUGCAAGUCCUCAAUGGGUUAAACAAGGGUAGUGAAACCAUAGCGCGCUGUCGAGAUACUUUGACCCGGCUAAUCUCUGGAUUUGAUUUUGAUGGUAACCAUGCCCCAUGCAUCUCUUACCACAUACAACUGACGCAUCAAGCAUUAGAACCAGCAUCAUUCUCACUAUCCCCAUCCAGCGCGUGGGCGUGGCAAUGUGUUAAUCCGGGCUUGUUCAGCUCGGAGGUAUCGUGGAGUCUUGCUCCAGAGACGGUUGGUGUUGCGUCUGGCUCUCAGUUGCCGAUUUCGGAUCUUGGAGUGAACCCGGAGCAUGUCUUCCAUUUGGAUGAAAGAUUGUGA